Malania oleifera is the source of this 645-nucleotide messenger RNA. RefSeq lists its product as uncharacterized. Lineage: Eukaryota; Viridiplantae; Streptophyta; Magnoliopsida; Santalales; Ximeniaceae. The record is from RefSeq and is a predicted model, not a curated record. The coding region runs from base 1 to 645 and encodes 214 amino acids. The transcript has 3 exons.
AUGGUCAUGGAAACUUUAAAUGGGUUGCUUCAAGAAAGAACAUCUAGACCUGAUUUUAUCUUCCAAAAAUGUUGUAAAACUGAUAAGAUAACUCACCUCUGCUUUUCUAAAGAUAUGAUUUCAUUUGCUCAUGGGGAGAUUAAUCCUACCCUCUGUCUGAUGGAUGCUCUUCAUAAUUUUUCUACCCUCACUGGUCUGCAAUUCAAUCCUAGUAAGAGCCAAGUUUACUUUUCUGGUUUGAGUGCUGUUGAGAAAGAUUUUAUCCUCGAGCAUCUCCUUUUUCAAGAAGGGACCCUGCCCUUUAGAUAUUUGGGUAUUCCUCUAAUCACAAGAAGACUCUUUACUUCUGACUGUAAAACUUUAUCAGACAGAGUUAUGAAGAGGAUUGAAGGAUGGGGUUCCAAGAAUGUUAGCUACAGUGGCAGAUGGAUAAACUCUAAUAAAUGCAAGGACACCCCUUUGCUUGACUUGGAUGUGAAAGGCACGAUGUUGUGGUGUUGGAGAAGUGUUCUUAAAGCCAAAUUUCUUUUACGGGAGAUUAUCUUGAAUAACCAGGACUACUCAACCACUAGAAGUUAUAAGUUGCUGGCCAUUCCUAGUGAGAAGUUGGACGAUGGAAAUAUGGAGAAGCAUUCUUGCUUCUAA